Messenger RNA from Postia placenta MAD-698-R-SB12, 1080 nucleotides. RefSeq lists its product as hypothetical. Lineage: Eukaryota; Fungi; Basidiomycota; Agaricomycetes; Polyporales; Adustoporiaceae. The transcript has 3 exons. The coding region runs from base 1 to 1080 and encodes 359 amino acids. The record is from RefSeq and is a predicted model, not a curated record.
AUGAUCCAAAUUGACACAUCCCGACUGGAGCAUUACUCGUGCUUCUUACGAGAACUCAGCAUCAUUGAGGACUAUAUAGAGCUCUCUACGUUGGAGUAUCUGGCACCUCAUCUUCCCAGCGAUUUCUGCUUCCUCCCACGAACCCGUGUCCUUAAGCUACAUCUCUCGGGUGACAUGGAGGGUUUCGACAUGCUCAUCGGACCCGAGCUCGUGGAUGUGCAUAUUGAAAUCGACAGUGACUGGACGUCGAUGAGGUGCGGCAUCACCUUUCUCGCAAGGAUGUGCUGCGUAUGCACCAAUCUCGAAGUGCUCCGGCUGGAUAUACGUUUUGAAGGAGAAGCUGAAGCUGAAUUGUCGAGUCAUGUUGGUACGUUCGUGCAAAUGGUGCAAUCAACAUAUCCUCGGCUACGCAUCCUUCACCUCUUGGCCAUACACGAUUAUGAUUAUCGCUGCGACCCUGAGUUCACGUCGAGGCCCAUCAUCGACCUUCUUCGAACCACGUGCGCUCGCGCCCAAGAAUUCUCGUCGGUCCAUAUUCCAGUCCCUGAAAAUGGUGUCAUCAAGCUCGCGAGAAAUCCUAACCUCCGCGACGUGUGGAUCUGCCUCGACGAGACACCUCUCGAACGUCGUAUCUUCGAAGGGAUCCAUCGUCCCUUCUCGGCUUUGCAUGCUAUGCGCUUCAGCGUCAAGCAUAUGGAUGAAAGUUCCUUAUCUUUUCUGGGCAGCGUCAGCUCAGCGGUCCUCACGAGGCUCAUCAUUGAUGUUGAGGAUGACUCGGAGAACCUCGACCCAACAAUGCUGUGCGCGCAUAUUCAGUGUCAUCCCACUUACUCGUUGUACGAAACCAACGUGUUCGGUGUCGUAGUGGGGGUUUUGUGCUCGUGGGAUCGGAACCCGGGUGUUGUCGACAAACCUUCACAUGAAGUAGUCGAGUACAUGAGCAUCAGUCGUGGUGUGCCGGGAAAGAACAAUACCGUCGCUCAGCUUCAUGCGAUCGCGGGCUACGUUCGGGGAGUCAGCGUGACGAUUCUCGACUCUAUUUACGAACGCGUUGCCCCCCAACAAGCGGAGGAGGCAUGA